Messenger RNA from Lactuca sativa (garden lettuce), 3077 nucleotides. RefSeq lists its product as uncharacterized. The record is from RefSeq and is a predicted model, not a curated record. Lineage: Eukaryota; Viridiplantae; Streptophyta; Magnoliopsida; Asterales; Asteraceae.
GUGUAAUCAAUCAGCACAAGCUUUAGAUAUUUUCACAUUAAAUAUUUUUAGAGGGUCUUCACUCUUUCUUCAUAAUCACAUGCGAGUAGCCAAAACGAUGAUGAUUUUAUCACAUGAUGAUAUGAUUUUAUAAUAUAGAAGUAUUGCUUAAUUUCGAUGAAGUAUAAUUUCUCGGGAUACCCCUAAAAAUAAGGGCUCUGAAUUCAUGAUGAUACCCAUGAGAACAUUGAUCACAGAUUUCCUUAAAACUUUCAAUUAUUGCUCACCUGACCUAAUAAUGUUCUUUUAAGUUUUUAACUCCCCCACCAUUUUACUUCAAAUCGCUGCUAAAUCUUCAGCGACUACGUUGCUUCACCUGCAAACUUCCUCUCGUUAGCCAUUUUUCAAGUUCUCGCCUUCAUCAAUGGCAACUGAAAAGAUUUGGGUGUCGAUUGUUUAACCCGAUUGAAAACAAUUUCAUUACCUUCUUGAAAUCUUGAUUUCAAUAAUCAAUACACUCUGUUUUUUUUUUCUUUUGUUUUCAUGGUGGGAAAAGGGGAAAUCAGUAGUGUUUUCGAGGUGGGUUCGCAACAAAAAGUCAAGAUUCAUUUGCUCUUUUGUUUUUUCUGUGUGGAUCUGGUCUGCUCUCUUUUCUUUUUCUCAUCACCGAACUAACGGAUACCAUGUGAGAAACUUAAUUUCGUGGUCAUUAAUGGCGGUUUUGUGACCUCAAUUUCAAAUUUCAUCAUCUGGGUGUUUCCUUUUAGUUAAACAUUUGAGAAAGAAUUUGGGUUUUAGUCGAUGGUGAUUACUUCUGUCUGGUAGCAAAUAAACACUCGAAAAAAGAAUAUGCCUCAAGAACGCUUGAGAUCAGUUGUGUAUCGAUCAUUUGUCACCUGCGAAGAUCCAAGAGGUGUCGUCGAAGGGAAAACAAUCAGAAUCUCCAAAACUCAUCCUACAAAAACGUUAAAGAAUUCGAAAGAAAAAGAAAAAGAAAAAGAAAAAAUGUCUUCUAGUAAAACCCCAUCUUCGUACGAGCUUGUCGAGGUCAAAAAUGGAGCUCAAAAGCUAAACGAAGCUAUCGAUUCUUGGUCAAACGGAGGUCAUUUCAGAAGUCAACCGAAAGAUAUAGCUAAAGAUUUGUUAAAAGGCGCUCUUGAUCUUCAAGAAUCUCUCAUGAUGCUUGGGAAAUUGCAAGAAGCUUCAUGUAUGGCUAAGUUGAAGAAAAAACAAGAAAAGUCGAGUGAAGUUCUUGUUGGAAAAAUCAACUCAGAUCAAUUCGAAAGCUUUCAAAGUUAUGAUAUGGGUUUUGAAAAGCAAAGAAAAUCAGAAAAUGGGUCUUCAAAAGAUUGUUAUUCAGAGCUAAGAGAUGUGAUUAGAGAUGGGCUUUCAAAACAAAAUCUUUUGCCAAACAAGUCUUUUCAAGAAAGUGCUUUUGCAGGUAGCAGGGAGCUAGCAGGUGAAAGGAAAUUGCAGUUGUCACCGGAUAUGGCUUCAACGAGUUCAAGUAGAUCUUCUUCAAUGGUGUAUUCGACUCAUGAGUUUACAUCUUCUGAGUCGUUAUCUUCAAGGGCUACCGAGGAUAAGUCAAAAGGGUCAAACUUGAUUGCAAAACUUAUGGGGUUAGAUGAGUUUCCUUCAAAACCAAUUCCUUCUACUCCUAUUAAUCAGUUGAAAAGUAGCAAAAUGAGGCCAUUUUUUGAUGUUGAUUUGCCAAAUGGAAAGAAACCGAACUUUUUUGCUCAAAAGAUGGAUAGAGAACAUAUGACAUUAGAUGAAAUCAUCAAAAUGGUGCAAACGAAAGGGCUUUUGAGAAGCAACAAACGGGAAAUUAAACAAAAAAGAUUUGAAGAUGAUGAUGUGCCACCGAUUGUUUUAAUGAAGCCCCAAAAAGGUAAAGGAAAUGUGAAUGUGAAUGUGAAUACAAGUUCGAUUAGAAAGCUUCAUCAAGAAAAGGCGAAAGCGGAAGAGAAAGCAAUGAAGAGUAGAGAGAAAUCGGGGUGUAAUAAGCAGAAAGGUUGUGUUCAAGGUGUUAUGAAACAAGAAAGAAAGCAAGAAAUAGAGAAAAAGAUAGAUAAGAUUCAAAAGAUUGCACCACAAUUAAAGAAGAAACAAGUUGAGAAUGUGAAAUUAACAAAUUCGGUUUCGAAAAAUGAUUCUUUGAAGCCAAAGAAAAAAGCUCUCACGAAUCCCAUCACAAAACGAAUAUCAUCUUCAGGUUUAUCUUCCAACAAGUCUAGUAAUCAAAAGAAGAAUGAGAAGUUGGAAAAAGUGGUCAACAAAGUCAACGAGCCAUCGUCUACCAUUAUUCAUGAAGUUUUACAUAUCAAUUCGCCUAAAGAGCAUGAAAUUCAAGAUUCUGAAGUUACAAGAAAUGAUCCGGAAGAAACGGGUGUUUCUGAUGUCAAUCAACCAAAAGACGAAAUCUUGAAAACUAUAAACAGUUUUCAAGAUUCCGAAAUCUUGAAAAUUGAAAGCAACAGUCAAGAUUUUGAAAUCUUGAAAACUGUAAGCAGUUUUCAAGAUUCCGAAAUCUUGCAAACUAUAGGCAGUUUUCAAGAUUUCGAGCCCACAAAUUCUGGGGUUUUUCAAGACUGUGUAAACGAGUUUUUGGAGCAUGAAAACCGAAGGAAAAAUCCAUGGCUUACAAUUUCCAUAUUAGCAUCAAGAAAUUGUGGUUUAGAAGAAGACGAGUUAAUGAGGGAGAUUGUGAAAGGAGUUGAAAAUUUAAGAAAUUAUAGUAAGUUUUCUAAUGAAAGUUCGAAUGGAGAUAAGGUUUAUGAGUUUUUAGAAAGAGAUUUAUGUUUAAAUAAAAUGGGAGGAACAUGGAGUAGUGGUUGGAAAGAUGGUUGUACUCUAGAUGAAGUUGAGGAAGCUGUGUUGGAUUUGGAGAAGAUCGUUUUAAGUAAAUUAAUUGAUGAUAUGCUUAUGGAACUUGUAUUAGAAAUAGGUUUUAGAUCGUGAUAAGUUUCUUUUGUAACGUUUUAUAGUAUAAAGAAAAUGGAAUAUCUAAUGAUAUUAUCAUAGUAUAUUUUCGGAUAUAAUGUUAUUGUAUGUAGAUAAAGAAAAAAGUUAAAUGAUAGAAAUAGUUGUGAACU